AUGGGAGAACUGCAUAAAUACACAUUCUUGGAAACUGCGGCUCCCCGACGAGCUCUCGGAGUCGACGGCGAGUUUGACGGUAACGCCACUUUCGCCGGCGGCAGUUUCAUGCCUUCUCAAUCAACUACGCAAGCGCAUGAAUCCUCUUCUGCUUUCAAGGCUUCGUAUCUGUAA
Eruca vesicaria subsp. sativa (arugula) is the source of this 174-nucleotide messenger RNA. NCBI's taxonomy places the organism in Eukaryota, Viridiplantae, Streptophyta, Magnoliopsida, Brassicales, Brassicaceae. The record is from the annotation of a GenBank genome assembly.